Messenger RNA from Thlaspi arvense, 2839 nucleotides. Lineage: Eukaryota; Viridiplantae; Streptophyta; Magnoliopsida; Brassicales; Brassicaceae. The record is from the annotation of a GenBank genome assembly.
UCCCAUUGACAUUUUUCUUAUACUUAAAAGUCUAACCAUCCAGAUCGAACCACGUGCGCAUGUUUCAGUGUUCCUCAUCACAGGAGAUCAUCACUUCCUUUCCUCUUUCCCUUUUACACUUAACAUACACUCUGUACUAGUGAUCAAAACCUCUAAACACAGCAACCGCCAAUUCCUUCGAAAUUCCCCGAUUCUUUUCACUUUUUCGGGCCCGACUUUAUCUUUUUUCCUGUUCCUUCUUCUCGAGACGAAGAUAAGCCAUAGAUAUGAUUUGAAGUUCUCUCCAGAUUUCUAGGUAAGAGAUCUACGAUUGAUUGUUGAAAUGCCGAGGCAGAAUCAAAGCGUGGAGAAUCUGCUUCUACUCGGGAAAAUCAGGAAGCGUGGGUGUUCUUCGCCGACAUCGUCGACUUCUUCUGUUCUCCGGGAAGGUUAUCGGUUUAAGAGAGCGAUUUUGGUUGGCAAAAGAGGAGGAUCCACUACUCCUGUACCUACAUGGAGGCUGAUGGGCCGAUCUCCGUCUCCAGCUUCGUCAUUGCGAGCUUCCGCCGCCUUACACGCUGCUUCUCCGGGAUACGCGCCGUCGCAGUGCGGGAGCAAGAGUGGGAAGGUAGCUGCUGCUCCGGUUUCGGCGAGGAAGCUUGCGGCAACGCUGUGGGAGAUGAACGAGAUGCCUUCGCCGAGAGUGGUGGAGGAGAACAUGAUGAAGGCGGCUCCAACAAAUAGAAAGAGUAGAAAGGAGAGAAUCGCGCCGCUUCCUCCGCCGAGGUCGGCUCGUUCUGGUUCUCUACCGCCUCAUCUCUCCGAUCCGUCGCAUAGCCCAGUCUCUGAGAGGAUGGAAAGAUCAGGGACUGGAAGUCGCCAGAGAAGAGCAUCCUCCACUGUGCAGAAGCUUAGGCUUGGAGACUGCAACCUGGGUGCUAGAGAUCCUAUUAGCAAUGGCAGCUUCAUGGAUGCUAUACAAUCUGUGAUGAUUAGUUUGUUUGCCGCCAUCAUUUGCGUGCAAGAAAACGAUGUAAAACAAGAUUUCAUACUGUCGACUGUUCUGCACAUAUACAUUGCAUUACAUAUUGAGACUCGAUCACGGGCAGAGACACCGACUGGGUCAACUGUGGGAGUCAAGACACGGUUGAAGGAUUGUAGUAACGCUCUCACAACAUCGAAAGAGCUUCUCAAAAUCAUUAAUAGAAUGUGGGGUCAAGAAGACCGCCCAUCUUCCAGCAUGUCCCUCGUCUCUGCUCUACAUUCUGAGCUCGAAAGAGCUCGCUUACAGGUCAAUCAGUUGAUCCACGAACAAAAACCUGAAAACAAUGACAUUAGCUACUUGAUGAAGCGUUUCGCUGAGGAGAAAGCGGCGUGGAAAAGCACUGAGCAAGAAGUUGUGGAGGCUGCAAUCGAGUCUGUUGCUGGUGAGCUCGAGGUGGAGAGGAAGCUGAGGAGACGGUUUGAGAGCUUGAACAAGAAAUUGGGCAAAGAAUUGGCUGAAACAAAAUCAGCUCUGAUGAAAGCCGUGAAAGAAAUAGAGAACGAGAAGCGAGCGAGAGUGAUGGUUGAGAAAGUCUGUGAUGAACUAGCAAGAGACAUAAGCGAAGACAAAGCCGAAGUUGAAGAGCUGAAGAGAGAAUCAUUCAAAGUCAAAGAAGAAGUCGAAAAGGAAAGAGAGAUGUUGCAGUUGGCUGAUGCAUUGCGCGAGGAGAGAGUGCAGAUGAAGCUCUCGGAGGCUAAGCACCAGCUCGAGGAGAAAAACGCAGCUGUUGAUAAGCUAAGGAACCAGCUGCAAACUUACCUCAAAGCAAAAAGAUGCAAAGAGAAGACCCGUGAACCGCCUCAGGCUCAGUUACAUAACGAAGACACUGGAGAGUACAUGAACCACCAUCACAUUGGCUUUGGUUCAUAUAACAUCGAGGACGGAGAAGUUGAGGACGGUAACGAAGAAGAUUCAGAUUCGAGGGAAAGCGAUCUCCAUUCCAUAGAACUGAACAUAGAAAACAAGAGCUAUAAAUGGCCAUACGGUGAAGAGAACAGAGGGAGAAAAUCGACGCCAAGGAAGAGCCUUUCUUUACAGAGAAGCAUAUCGGAUUGUGUUGAUUGGGUUGUACAGAGCGAGAAGCUUCAAAAAAGUGGAGAUGGAGGAGGUUUGGAUUGGGGAAGAUCCAUUGAGGUUGAGCCUAAAGGGUAUUUAGAUGAAACUCAAGCUUAUAAACUAAACAAGGCUUCUUCAAAAGAUCAUCUCCUCUCGGCUCCAAGACUAAGUAACUUCCGCGGCGGAUCCGUUUCAAAGUCUCGGUUAUCAUCGGAUGCUGCCAAAGGCGAAAACCAGAUUGCUAGAAAAUCAAGAUGGUAAUGUGCUAAAAAGGCAGAGCAUAUUUAUUCACAUUUUGGGAGCAGAGAUAAUAGAAUCUUAUAAAGACUUCUACAUCUACUAAUGAUCUACAUUGUCUCUGUUCGCUCGUUUUGUCAAGAGUGAUUCUUCAUAUGUAAUGUAAGUGAUAAACAAAAGAAAAAGGAUCCAAACAUGUAAGAGCUUGAAUUUUACAUAAAUGCACGAAUUUUCUUUCGAUUUGCUUAAACCUUUAAGAAGCCUUCACUUCAAAAAUGUAAAAUUACAGCGAGAAAGCGACUAAAUGGACUUUUGAGCUCUAGUCGUCGAGCCAUUUCCUGAUCCGAUCCUUAACGAAUUGAUUCCGAGCCUUGACGCGAUCUUGCUGCGGUCCGAUAUUGGCGAGUGAGAGAUACGCUCCGGCGACGAAGAGAGAAACGCCCGCCGCGAAAAACCCCACAGACACCACCAACUGCCGCCGUGUCGGCGGGUACGACAUAAAAAACACCAUCCUUCCUUUUU